Molecule: messenger RNA, 792 nt
Organism: Perkinsus marinus ATCC 50983
Lineage: Eukaryota; Perkinsozoa; Perkinsida; Perkinsidae
Exons: 1
Coding region: 1-696 (231 amino acids)
Molecular function (GO): protein binding
Source: RefSeq, a predicted model, not a curated record
AUGGGACAGGACCAGUCGUCUUCAAGUGAUGAUGCUGCUGCUGCUGCUAACACCAACGCUCCGUCGGCUUACCACAGGCUCACUGAGAAGGAGUUGGAUAAGUUGGUCUACGCUCAGAAGAAUGAUGAUAUUGAUAUAUACGAUUUGAGUGUUAACCGCGAGUUGAAGGCCUUGUUGGUGAGCAUCAAUCAUGAUGAUACCCCUAGUAGCAGUACGAGGAGUGCCACUGGUGGGGCUGCAACAGCUGGCCAGAGGAAAAAGUUGUCCGCUAGUGCGGCUGAGUUCAUCCCUGGACAACUCUAUGGUGAAUCGGUUAAGAAAAAUACGGUUAGUAAAGAGGAGUUGGCGAAGAAGUUGGCAUUGCAACAGAGAGUUGAGGCUAUCACUAGAGCUUCCAAUGCGAUACCAGCUGGGCAUAAAUUAUGGAGGUAUAAGGACCCGAGGGGGACCGAGCGUGGACCGUUCACGUUUGCUGAAAUGCGGAAUUGGUAUGAAAAAGGGUAUUUCACUCGCGAGCUGGAAGUUACUAUUAGAGAGGGCGGCCCGUUCAUUAGACUUGGUGAGCUCUACGGCCCUGGGCAGCAGCCAUUCUCGAAUAAGCUGAGCGAAGCGCAAGUUAUUGUGACAUGUGCUGCGCUGAUCUCGAGUAGAGCUCGGAGGAAUCCUGCGACUACCACACCAGCCCCGACUCGUUGAUGGAGCUUUGCGAGUUUCUAUAAUCGUUGAAAGUUUUGUGGUUGUUGUUGUUGUACUAUGGCAUCAUCUGUGGACAAAUAGCAUUAUAUCUUAAUA